AUGAACCUCUGCUCCUACACGUCCAACAGUACUCCAGAGCCUCAAGUGCCUGCUGCAGAGCCUGCCGUUGCUGUUCCUGAACUUCCCCCUCCAUUAAUUUGCUGGGUUCUCGACCAUUCCCGCAAACACGGGUCGAAUGUACAGCCGUACGAAGGUUACUGGAGUCCUGUUCGCGGCACGAAGGUUCGUCCGAUUCACCUCCUAUGUGUUCGCAGCCUAAACAUUUGCCAGAUCCAGACCUCACUUGUUUAUGCCCAAACGUUCGCUUGUUCCCUUACGUGCCUGUUUGCUGCCCGAAAGUGCGACAACCUCCGUGUUCGCCCCCGAACAUUCGCCAUCUCCAGACGAAUCCUGUUCAUGAUCUGA
This is a messenger RNA of Pelobates cultripes (western spadefoot toad), 366 nucleotides long. The record is from the annotation of a GenBank genome assembly. Lineage: Eukaryota; Metazoa; Chordata; Amphibia; Anura; Pelobatidae.